This is a messenger RNA of Oncorhynchus masou masou (cherry salmon), 6612 nucleotides long. Its product is annotated as B-cell lymphoma/leukemia 11B-like. Gene Ontology annotation, molecular function: DNA-binding transcription factor activity; RNA polymerase II cis-regulatory region sequence-specific DNA binding. The transcript is spliced from 5 exons. Gene Ontology annotation, cellular component: nucleus. NCBI's taxonomy places the organism in Eukaryota, Metazoa, Chordata, Actinopteri, Salmoniformes, Salmonidae. The coding region runs from base 949 to 3441 and encodes 830 amino acids. The record is from RefSeq and is a predicted model, not a curated record. Gene Ontology annotation, biological process: positive regulation of transcription by RNA polymerase II.
AGACCGAGAGCUCGGGGGAAGCAGGACUCACUACUCAAUCGUCACACUCACACAGAGAAAGGGGAGAAAAAAAGAGUGCAGGUCUUGAUUUAUUUAGAAAAGAGGUGGAAGUUCUGUGUGCCCGGUCUACACAGAGCCGUACAAGGGGGCAGAGCACUUGGAGUUGAGGAGACUGAAAAGUACCUGCCAUUGCAUGCUGAUGCUCAAGGCUGCACCAACAGAAGUGCCCAUCACUUGGUGAUACCCAAGUACCCGAGAAGAAAAAUUGGAUUCAUAAUUUUGUAAAAUUGUAUUAUCAAUUAUUGUAAUUGUGAAUGUUUGCGAUUUGUUAUUUUAUUUUUGUGUUUGUUUCUAAAAGAAGAAAUUAAAUAAGUUCAGUGGCCGGGCAAUUGACUGGACAGUGAUACCCAGCGCAUUCCGAGCUGUCAGCGCGCGCACUGACCAUCGCGUUCUGAUUCUUCUUCUCUCACAAGGUGGAGGGACACUCGCCAGGGUUUGAUCCCAACUGUCACUCACUACACCCGUCAAACAUCCAAGGAUAUUUCCUCACUUCUGACAUCUUUCUUUUUUCUACUCGGACAGAUCACUUCUCUCACACACUUUUUGCCAAAUGGUGUGAGUAACCUACAGAGAGAGAAGCGGUGAAAGAGAACUGAAGGUAUAGCACAGGCUAUCCACGGUCUCGUCACAUACAAACACAGGGGCAGAGUGGACCGAAGAGGCGAAGCGCAAAAGACACUUUCGCCUCUCGGAGUGAGGGGACCACUAGCCAAUAGCUCAAAGCACGAUCAACCACCCACCCCGGCCGGCAGUCCGAGCGCAGGAGCCUCGUACUUUUGGAGGUCCCGGGAAAAGUUGAGUGCCGAGCAAGUGGAGGCAAUAGGAGGGAAGCGAGCCCAUCCUUCAGAGUGCUGGUCCCCGGGCAAUGCAAGUGUAAAUGCCAGGGCAAUGUCCCGUCGCAAGCAGGGGAACCCACAGCACGUGUCACAGAGAGAAUUAAUAGCACCGGUGGAGGCUGAUCAUGUGGACGGCGGACUGUCCAUGUCUGACUCCCUCACCCUCCCUCACCCUCACCCCCUGUUGUCCCACCCGGCCCUGCUGGACCCCAGCCUAUCAAACAGCCUGGCCAUGGGUCUGGUUGACCACGACCUGCUCACCUGUGGCCAGUGUCAGAUGAACUUUCCCCUGGGAGACAUCCUGCUCUUCAUCGAGCACAAGAAGAAGCAGUGCCAGGCCCUACUGCAAGGCCACGGCUGCUACGACAAGAUGGCCGCUGACCGCAGCAGCCCCUCCCCGCCCCACCAGCAGCAGCAGAACCAGGGUCGCCACGGCCACUGCCAGCUGAGGAAAGUGGUGGAACCGGUGGAAAUCGGAAUCCAGGUGACACCAGAGGACGAGAGGCUGAUGGUGACGCCGACCAAAGGAAUUUGCCCCAAGCAGGAGAGCGUCCUGGCUGGAGGCCGGGACGAGCCUUCAAGCUACAUCUGCACCACGUGUAAGCAGCCCUUUCCCAGUGCCUGGUUCCUCCUGCAGCACGCCCAGAACAGCCAUGGCAUCCGCAUCUACCUGGAGUCCAACCCCUCCAGCUCGUCGCUUACACCCCGCAUCACCAUCCCCGGACUGCCCAUGGGCCAGGACUCCAUCCCCCAGUCCCCCCUCGCCAACUUUCUGGGAGAGAACAACCCCUUUCACCUGUUGGGGAUGACUGGGCCCCUGCUCCGGGAGCCCCCACAAGGCUUCAUGGAGAACCGUGGAGGCCUCCCCAACACGCCGCCCUUUGUCAGCCCCUCACCCCGCCACCACCUGGACCCCCACCGGCUGGAACGCCUUAGUGCCGAGGAAAUGGGGCUCAUCUCCCAGCACCCCAGUGCCUUUGAGAGGGUGAUGCGGCUGACGCCCAUGGCCAUCGAGGCCCAAUCCAUGGACUUUUCCAGGCGGCUCAGGGAGCUGGCGGGGAGCAAUAACGUGGCCACACCUCCUCUUUCGCCCAGCCGGGCCAACCCUAUGCACCGCCUGCUCAACCCCAACCCCUUCCAGCCAAGCCCCAAGUCACCCUUUCUCAGCUCCCCGCCCCUGCCGGCCAUGCCCCCCAACAGCACCACCCCGCCCCAGACACAGGCCAAGAGCAAGUCAUGUGAGUUCUGCGGGAAGAGCUUCAAGUUCCAGAGUAACCUGGUGGUCCACCGGCGGAGCCACACCGGGGAGAAGCCCUAUAAGUGUCAGCUGUGUGACCAUGCCUGCUCCCAGGCCAGCAAGCUGAAGAGGCACAUGAAGACACACAUGCACAAAUCUGGCUCCAUGACAGGGAGGUCUGACGAUGGGCUUUCCACUACAAGCUCCCCCGAGCCGGGCACCAGCGAAGUGACUGGAGAAGGCAUGAAGAACAGAGAGGGAGACUUCAGGGGUGAGGGUGAAGAGGAGGAAGAGGAAGAGGAUGAAGAGGAGAUGGAGAACGAGAGCAGGCCAGAGUCAAACUUCAGCAUGGACAACAUGGAGUUCUACCGUAACCGUGAAAACGGCUCCAAGCCGCCGCCAGACGAGAAGAACUCUCUCUCUCUGGGUAAGAUGGUGGAGAAUGUGGGCCUGAACACUAUACAGCAGUACAAUAACUUGAUAGUCGACAAUCGUAAAAAUCGGAUGCCCUUCUCUAAGAAGGGGUCCGAUGGGCAGCGGGACACUGGGGAUGAGGACUCUGUGGUGGGAGAGAUGGAGAGGGAGCACCAUCACCACCAGAUGGAAAGGGAUCACCAAAGGCCCACGGUCAACGGCAGGAACUGUGGCUCCGGCAACUCUUUCUCAAGCCUUUUCCCCCGCAAACCCACACCCAUCACCAGCCCCAGCCUGUCCAACUCCUCCAACAAGAGGAUCAAGAUUGAGAAGGAUCUGGACAUGCCCCCAGCACCAAUCAUCCCCUCUGAGAACGUCUACUCUCAGUGGCUGGUGGGUUAUGCCGCCUCACGACACUUCAUCAAAGACCCUUUCCUGGGCUUCACCGACUCCAGACAAUCUCCCUUCGGCACAUCCUCUGAGCACUCAUCUGAGAACGGCAGCCUGCGCUUCUCCACGCCUCCUGGGGACCUCCUGGAUGGCGGCCUGUCGGGGCGCAGCGGUACAGCCAGCGGGGGUAGCACCCCUCACCUGGGGGGCAUGGGAUCCGGCCGGCCCGGCUCCAAGGAGAGCCGACGGAGCGACACCUGCGAGUACUGCGGCAAGGUGUUCAAGAACUGCAGCAACUUGACAGUGCACCGGCGCAGCCACACGGGAGAGAGGCCCUACAAGUGCGAGCUGUGCAACUACGCCUGCGCCCAGAGCUCCAAGCUCACACGCCACAUGAAGACCCACGGGCAGAUGGUUGUAGGAUGGCUAAACCGUCGGGCUAAACUGCGGAGCUUUAUAGCCAGAGAGAGCAGGGAGAUCUUAGGGGCUCCCUGUGAUGUGUAGUUGAACGCAUUCUGAAAGAAGUAGCAACUCUGACACACACAGAAUGCACAGCUGAGUGAGCUUUUUAGGAAAGAUUUUUCGGUCUUCAGCAAGCACCAACCUUUGCCCAAAUCAGCACUCCUUGUUAUUUUGAAUAAUGUACCCCUGUCCUACCCCCCCCCCCCCCCUUGUUCAAACCCCCUCAAGUUGACCUUUGACAUCCACGCAAAAAUGUUUUUUUUUUAGUUAAAAAUCCGUCAUUGAGAAAAAAAGAAGAGAAAAACACAAACGUAUCUUUGCAGUUGACCCGUACUAUGAUUUGUCAAUCAUUGUUUUACACACAAAGAGAAAAAGAAAAUGGAAAAUACGGCGUCUGAGCAAGAAAUGACUUUGACUGGAUUUCCUCGGCCUGCGUGAAGGGCUCUAUAGUUUGGGAUCAGCUGAUAUUGAAGUGCCAGCGUUGCUAUAAGCUUGGCUUUCCCAAUACUGGCACUAUAAAAAUGAAAAUGAAUUUAUUGGGACACUUUUUGUACUGCCAUUCAAUUUGACAUGAGUGUGCCUUGAACACUGAUCUUCCUAUUCACCGUCUCUCAAGACAAAUGCGACACUUUUGUGAAGCAAAGGAUUUGAACAAAAUGAAAACAAUGUAUCAAAUUUAUGUGUCAACUUAGUUUCUAAUUUGCUUAUGAAAUUCCAAUAGAAUAUCAGAGAUAUUACUUCUAAAAAAUAAAAACAAAGCUGCAUUUAGGUUAGGAGUAGCCAGCACAAAAAUGACGUGUCUGUGUCUGUAUAUAUGUAUGCAUAUGUACAUAGAAAUGCAUAAACCUAUAUAGAUAUAUAUCAAAUUCUUCAAAUCAGGACAAGACUGUAUCCCUAGAAACAUGGUCCGAGUGGAUUGUUAUACCACACAGUAGUCAAGGAAGAGACUGGACUAAAAAUCAGGAACUGCAGAAACAAAAAAAGAAUUUAGUGCACUCUGUCUUAAAAUACGUUUACAGUAUUGAAACAAGUACAUGGGUAAAAUAAUAUUUGUGUGUAUGUGUGUUUUAAACCAGUAUUUCUUUUCUUCAAGUUUGCUUAUACAGUUUCUCUGAAUGCCAUGGUGGCGAUGUGUAUAUUGUUUUUUGGUGACGGGGUUUUAGUAUAUAUAUAUAUAUGAAUAUAUAUGAAUAUAUAUGACAUUUUCUUGUUUACUGUAAAAGUAUACCAGUAUUUGUAAUAUUGGAGAAUGCCUGGGCAUUUUACAAAAAUAUAAAAAAAGUUAUUGUUUCUUUAUUUUUAUUUUGGAGUACAAUUUAAAUGGUGGGUCUUUUAAAAAUGUUUUUGUCACUGUAACUGUAAAAGUCUUCAGUUUUAGUAACUUCUCCUUUUGCUGCCUUGGUGUAAUAAAAUGAAAAUAAAUGAAAUAAAAAGUGAACUGGUAACCAACUUGGAUGGGGGGGGGGGGGAGCUGCAUCAUGUCUGAAUUUCCCUUCGUAGAAACUAUGGAACAUUGUUAUUGCUUUGCAGUAAAAUACUGACAUGUCUCUAUGUUCUGCUUCUGGAAUGAAUGCUCUUCAUGGCUGGUCUGAAAUACAUGUGUAGGCACUUGCUGUCUUUCUACAGAAGCUUGUGUUUUUUAACCCGUAUGUGCAUCCUUUGUGAAAAGGGUACUUUAAGUACCUGUAUGUCAUUCUCUUAUUUGGGGGAGGGGGACAACAUUGCAACUUCAAGAUAAAACUCACAGGCUGCCACCAUUUAUUUGAUUUCAUUUGGCAGGAUAAAAUAGUGCAAAAAACCCAUGAUGAAUUUGCAUUGUUGACAUGAACCUUAUUGUACAGAAGGGAAAUAAAAAGGUUGUUUGACCUUUUAGCAACAAAAAUACACAAGUAGAUGUUUUUGUUUACUAUUCUGUUGGUUGUACAUAUCUUUAGUUUUUUUAUUUAGAUUUGAACAUUUCUAUGUGUUCUAACUGGCACUGGCAGUGAAUCUCUCUUUAGGGUCAUCUAGCUGCCCUUUGACCCUUGACCUUUGGUGACCUGUGUGUCAGUUGUACGGGAACCUGACCUGCCAACCCAUAGACUUCACAGCAUGAGAAGAAUGGAGAACAUAUACAAGCAUGAUGUGGUAGAGACGCAGGCAGACAGGUCUGGCCACCAGUCAGAGAAAGGACAUGGAUUGUGUGUAGAAAAAGAUACACACAUUGGAGAAAAAAAUGGUAAAGUCUCUUAUGAGGUGCAGGGAGAUUAUAUAUCUGGAUACCUUAGUUAGACAUCGUCUCACAGAACCAUGUAGUGUACACAGAGCAGCCGAGGCUGGCUGGAUACAAUCAAAGCUACAAGCUGCAUUCGCCUCAAACCAGAAGCUACAAUUACAGGCAGUUAGUAGCUACCGUACCUGACCACAAUCAUAUGGUCAACUAUCAAUCAGUCAGAACCAGGGUGUUUAUAUGAAAGCUGCUCACUUAGAUGUACAGAACUGUCCUCCAACUGUUUAGCAGCACAGAACACCCAUAUCUGUGUUUUAUCUUCUUUUUACGAUUUUAUGUUUCCCUUAAAAUAUUGGUGCUUUGAUAUGUGUUAAGAGCUAUUCCGUGUUGGCUGCACUGUUUAUCCGCCCCUGGGCACCGUAGACAGAACACCAAGCAGAGCAAGGCUAAGCUAGGUGGUUGAUGGUGUUCACUUUGUGUAUAGACAUAUUCAUGGAACACUGCCCAAUCUGUGGGUAUAUUCAUGUAGUUUUCCUUCGAAGGUGCAGGUGUAUUGGGCCAGUAGUCCCUCUACAUGAGAGACCGGGUUGAUGUUAGUACGCCGGUCCUGAAUUAGGAAAUAAAAAUACAAAGUGCUUUGCUGCUUUCCACUCUUUAGGUUUGACAUUCAAUCAUUUUACUAUUUCAUUUCAGAUUUUUUUAAUGUUUGUAUUUAAAUAAUAACACAGGGUUGGGAUAAAGAAAUCUGUAAUUUUUUAUAUGUAAUAAUGUUCGAAUACAAAGGGAAGUGGUCCGGGUCUGGACAUACAGGGGGAGGGCUGGGGGCUUUGAGUAGGGAUGUUAUGCUGUGUGUGAUGUCACUUUAUUUAAAUACAUGAACUGAUUGUUUAGGCUGCAAUUGGCUGUGUUGUCUGUGAUGUCACUGAGGUGAGGACAGCGUUCCGUCGUUCUCAGGCCUGAUGAGUCCAAUGCCAUUGGUUCGUUACAGUAAACAUGACAUUCAG